Messenger RNA from Saccostrea cuccullata (small rock oyster), 1433 nucleotides. RefSeq names its product apomucin-like. The record is from RefSeq and is a predicted model, not a curated record. The annotation marks the transcript as partial. The transcript is spliced from 3 exons. NCBI's taxonomy places the organism in Eukaryota, Metazoa, Mollusca, Bivalvia, Ostreida, Ostreidae.
AUGGUUCCACUCAAACUGAGGGAAACACCUCAGAACUUCACUGUGGUUCCACUCAAACUGAGGGAAACUGAGGGAAACACCUCAGAACUUCACUUUGGUUCCACUCAAACUGAGGGAAAACCACAGAACUUCACUCUGGUUCCACUAACUGAGGGAAACACCUCAGAACUUCACUGUGGUUCCACUCAAACUGAGGGAAACACCACAGAACUUCACUCUGGUUCCACUCAAACUGAGGGAAACACCUCAGAACUUCACUGUGGUUCCACUCAAACUGAGGGAAACACCUCAGAACUUCACUGUGGUUCCACUCAAACUGAGGGAAACACCACAGAACUUCACCCUGGUUCCACUCAAACUGAGGGAAACACCACAGAACUUCACUCUGGUUCCACUCAAACUGAGGGAAACACCACAGAAAUUCACUCUGGUUCCACUCAAACUGAGGGAAACACCACAGAACUUCACUCUGGUUCCACUCAAACUGAGGGAAACACCACAGAUCCUCACUCUGGUUCGUAUCUAACUGCUGGGAAACACCUCAGAAUUCACUGUGGUUCCACUCAAACUGAGGGAACACCACAGAACUUCACUCUGGUUCCACUCAAACUGAGGGAAACACCUCAGAACUUCACUGUGGUUCCCCUCAAACUGACUCUGGUUCCACUCAAACUGAGGGAAACACCACAGAACUUCACUCUGGUUCCACUCAAACUGAGGGAAACACCUCAGAACUUCACUGUGGUUCCACUCAAACUGAGGGAAACACCACAGAACUUCACUCUGGGAAACACCACAGAACUUCACUCUGGUUCCACUCAAACUGAGGGAAACACCACAGAACUUCACUCUGGUUCCACUCAAACUGAGGGAAACACCUCAGAACUUCACUGUGGUUCCAAUCAAACUGAGGGAAACACCUCAGAACUUCACUCUGGUUCCACUCAAACUGAGGGAACACCUCAGAACUUCACUGUGGUUCCACUCAAACUGAGGGAAACUGAGGGAAACACCUCAGAACUUCACUGUGGUUCCACUCAAACUGAGGGAAACACCACAGAACUUCACUCUGGUUCCACUCAAACUGAGGGAAACACCUCAGAACUUCACUGUGGUUCCACUCAAACUGAGGGAAACACCACAGAACUUCACUCUGGUUCCACUCAAACUGUGGUAAACACCACAGUACUUGUGUCUGGUUCAAAUCAUACUGAGGGUAAGACCUCAGAACUUCACUGUGGUUCCACUCAAACUGAGGGAAACACCACAAACUUCACUGUGGUUCCACUCAAACUGAGGGAAACACCUCAGAACUUCACUGUGGUUCCACUCAAACUGAGGGAAACACCACAGAACUUCACUGUGGUUCCACUCAAACUGAGGGAAACACCCCAGAACUUCACUCUGGUUCCAAUCAGGAUGGCAUCAUACAA